Zonotrichia leucophrys gambelii is the source of this 3082-nucleotide messenger RNA. RefSeq names its product synapsin I (gene SYN1). The record is from RefSeq and is a predicted model, not a curated record. NCBI's taxonomy places the organism in Eukaryota, Metazoa, Chordata, Aves, Passeriformes, Passerellidae. Gene Ontology annotation, molecular function: ATP binding. The coding region runs from base 43 to 2073 and encodes 676 amino acids. Gene Ontology annotation, biological process: neurotransmitter secretion. Gene Ontology annotation, cellular component: synaptic vesicle membrane; synaptic vesicle. The transcript is spliced from 13 exons.
CCCCCCAGGACCCCCCAAAUCCCCCCCCGGACCCCCCCCAGGAUGGAUUUCCUGCGGCGCCGCCUCUCGGAUGGGAAUUUCCUGGCGGGGGGGGGGCUGGGCGGAGACCCCCCCCCAGCUGGGGGAGGGGCGGGGAGACCCCCGCGGACCCCUCCCCCCACGGCGCCGCUGCUGCUCGUGAUCGCCCCCCCCGGCACGGACUGGGUGAAACCCUUCAAGGGCAAAUCCGUGCACGGGGACGUCGAGCUGAGAGUGGAGCAGGCCCAGUUCUCGGAGCUCUCCUUGGCCGCCUCCACGCACGGCGCCCUCAGCGUCAGCAUCGACCCCGCCCGGGGCGGCUCCAGGAAGGUGCGCCCCGAUUUUGUGCUGGUGCGGGAGGAGCCCGAGGGCGGCGCGGGGGGCGCCCCCCGGCGGCUGCUGGUGGGAUUGCACCUGGGGGGGGUCCCGGGCAGCGACCCCAUCCCCGCCCUGUACGGCUUCAGCCACCAGCCCUGCCUGUUUGCCCAGUUGGCUCGGCUGCAGCGGGAACUGGGCCAUGAGGCCUUUCCACUGGUGCCCCAGCGCUUCUGCAACCGGCCCCGGGGACUGCUCACCGCCCCCACCUUCCCCAUGACGGUGACGCUCAGCCCCGCCCCCGCUGGGGUGGGACAGGUGCGCGUGGGCUCCCCGCAGGUGCUCGGUGCCGUGGCCGCUGCCAUGGGCGGGGCCCGGGCGGGGGCGCUGCUGCGGGGGGGCCCCGUGGGAACCGAGAAACUGCGGGUGCAGAGGAUCGGGGACCAGUACAGGGCCCUGCGGUGGUCCGUGGGGGGCGGGGACACGGCGGGGGAGGGGCCGCAGGUGGAGCCGGUCGCGCUCAGCCCCAGGCACCGGGCGUGGGUUGACGCCUGCGCCGGCCUCUUCGGGGGCGUCGACAUCUGCGGGGUGGAGGCGCUGAGGGGCCCCGACGGGCAGGAGCAGAUCGUGCAGGUUCUGGGUUCCUGGCUGCCCCUGCUGGGCCCGGGCGCGGCCGAGGACCAGGCCCAGAUCGUGGAGUUGGUGCUGGAGCGGAUGAGGGAGGAGCUGCCCCGCCCCCGCAGCCCCUCCCCCGCCCGGCCACGCCCACAGGUGUCGGUGACAUCGGGGACCCCCCGGCCGGGGACCCCCCCCCAGCAGAGACCCCAACCCCAGGGUGCUCCGCCUCCGUCUGGCCCCGCCCAGCCACGCCCCCAGCCGCAGGGGCAGCCACGCCCACAAAUGGGCGGAGCUUCACCACGCCCUGCCCAGCCAGGCCCUGCUCAGCCACGAGGCCCCGCCCAGCCCCGCCCACUCGCUGCACAGCCCCGCCCCCAAACCCCAACGGCCACGCCCCAACCCCGCCCAACCUCCCCGCAGCCACGCCCACAAACCCCGCCCAGCCCAGCUCAGCCACGCCCACAAACCCCGCCCAGCUCCCCACAGCCACACCCGCACGCCCCGCCCACUUCGCAGCCCCGCCCACCUCUGGCUGCCUCGGCGCCUCAGCCACGCCCACCCAGCCCGCAGCCCCGCCCACAAGCUCCGCCCACAUCCCCGCAGCCCCGCCCACAAAUCUCUCCCACAUCCCAACUCCGCCCUCAAGCCCCGCCCACCUCACAGCCCCGCCCUCAAGCCCCGCCCACCUCAGAUCCUCAGCCCCGCCCACCCGGCCCGGCUGUGUCCCCCCAGCCAAGGCCACAAGCCCCACCCACUUCACAACCCCGCCCCCAAGCCCCGCCCACCUCAGCCCCUCAGCCCCGCCCCCAAGGUCCAGCUACCUCACCCCAGCCCCGCCCCCAAGCCCCACCCACCUCCCCCCAGCCCCGCCUCCAGCGCUCCCCAUCCGUGCCCCAGCCCCGCCCCCAAGCCCCGCCCUCCUCCGCCACGCCCCGCCCCCCCGGCCCGCAGGCCCCACCCACCACGCGCCAGCCCCGCCCCCAGGCCCCGCCCAUCGCCCCCAAACCCGUGCUGGCCCCCAAACCCGGCUCCGCCCCUCCCCCCAGCCCCGCCCCCGAGCAGGGCCCCCCCGAGAGCCUGCGGGCGCUGCGGCAGAGCUUCGCCAGCCUCUUCUCCGACUGAGCCCCCAAAACAUCGGGGAGCCCCAAAAUACCAACGGGGCACCCCAAAAUAUCAACGGAGCACCCCAAAAAUCCCACUGAGGGUACCCCAAAACACACCUGGGAGGUACCUCAAAAAUACACCCAGGGCGCCCCAAAAACACACCUGGGGAGCCCCAAAAUAUCAACGGGGGAAAUCCCAAAAACACACCUGGGGAGCCCCAAAAUAUCAAUGGGGGAAAUCCCAAAAACACACCUGGGGAGCCCCAAAAUAUCAAUGGGGCACCCCAGAAAUGCACCCAGGGGAUAUCCCAAAAAGACACCCGGGGGAGCCCCAAAAUACCAACGGGGGUUCCCCAAAAACCUCCUUGGGACACCUCAAAAACUCACCCGGGGAGAGCCCCAAAUUACCAACGGGGGUUCCCCAAAAACCUCCUUGGGACACCUCAAAAACUCACCCGGGGAGAGCCCCAAAUUACCAAUGGGGGUACCCCAAAAUACCAACCUGGGCACCCCAAAAAUUCCACAGGGGACACGUCAAAAACACACCCAAGGGGUGCCCCAAAAACAGUCCCGGGGAGCCCCAAAAUACCACUGGGGGUACCCCAAAUAUCCCACCCAGGAUGCCUGAAAAACCUCCUGGGGACACACCAAAACCCCCCCCAGAGCUCCCCAAAAACCUGCCUGGAGCACCCCAAAAUACCACUGGAGGUACCCCAAAUAUCCCGUGGGAGAACCCAAAAAUUCCACUGUGGGCACCUCCAAAAAAAUCCCUCGGACACCCCAAAAAUCCGAGUGGGGAGACCCCAAAAUCCACCCCUGUGGGUGCCCUAAAAAUUCCCUAAAACUCCCCUGGGCACAUCCCAAAACUUCACACUGGGGCACCCCCAAAACCCCCCUGGGGACACCCCAAAAACUGCCCCAGGGAUGUGCUCAAAUUCCCCUGGGGGCACCCCAAAAAUCCCCCAGGGACACCCGAAAACACCCCUGGAGGGACCCCAAAAACUCCAUGGGGACACCCCAAAACCCCC